UUUCAACGCUUCCUUCUAUAUCUACGCGCCAACCCCAAUCCCCAGUAUUCCUACUCUCGUCCCUAUUAUUCUACCUCGAAAACCCAACCUCAAUCCACUAAUUUUAAGGUUCUUGUGUUUUUGAAUUAUUAAACUUGCUUAAAUCCUGAUUUGGUUUCGCAGGUCGGGGAAAAAAGGGGAGACUUGAAACAAAAAAAAAGGGAAAAUAGUGUCUGGGUCCUCCUUAUAUUUUGUCUCCAUUCGCUGUUCUUUUGAUUUGAGGUUGCUGGGUGGGUUGCUUUUAGCCAUUUCGGGUUCUCCGCAAUAAUCAAUCUCCUCGAGGUUAUCUUUCUAGUCUGUCUGUCUGUCGAGUGUCAAUGGAGAAUCUUUGAACUUCUCUUGAAACGGUGCGUUUCAUACUUUUCCGCAAAGGUAUUUUGAUUCGUUUCGAACACUUGUUAAAAAGACUGGCUUUUGCUUUUUUUUUUUUCUCUGUUCAUCUUCAUUCCGUUCUGUGUUCAUCAUAAGGUUUGAUCGAAUUCAUCGAUCUAGAGGGAGUUAAGAGAGCAGUGGUUUAGCUAAGCUCAGGGUACUCUAUCUAGGGUUUAGUUUAGCCUUUGAUCAUGGCAAUGGUGGAGAAUGCUUCUCAGGAAACGGCGGUUAUUAACGGCGACGGUGAUCAGCUGGAGAGUAACGGCGGUAACAAUCCGAUGGCGGCGGACUCCCAUGGCUUGUACAUGAAAGUCCAUCCUUUCCAGGCGCACGGUAGCAACAAGCAGCUGCACAAGUUGGAUGAUCAACCGCCGGUGAACGACGGCGGCAGCAGCAGCGGCGGAGAGGUGGAAGUGAACGGCAGUGAUAGUGGAGAGGAGGGGCUAAAGAGGGACAUGAGGGAGCUGGAGGAGAUGUUCUCUAAACUGAAUCCCAUGGCUGAGGAAUUUCUCCCUCCUUCUAUGGCUAACAAUGGCGGCUUCUUUUUCAUGAACUCCGGCAAGGGUGUUUCCAAUGGACGGCGGAAUAACUAUAAUAAUCAAGGAAAGAGAAGAGUGAAUAGCAGGACAACUAUGGCACAGAGGGAAGAUGUUAUCAGGAGGACUGUUUAUGUAUCUGACAUUGAUCAUCAGAUUACGGAGGAGCAGCUUGCAGGUCUGUUUCUUGGUUGUGGCCAGGUUGUGGACUGCCGCAUAUGUGGAGACCCCAAGUCCAUCCUUCACUUUGCUUUUAUAGAGUUCACUGAUGAGGAAGGUGCACAUGCUGCUCUCAGUCUUUCGGGGACCAUGCUGGGAUAUUAUCCCGUGAGGGUUCUGCCUUCUAAAACUGCAAUUGCUCCGGUGAACCCCACAUUUUUGCCUAGGAAUGGGGAUGAAAGGGAAAUGUGUGCAAGAACAGUUUAUUGUACAAAUAUUGACAAGAAGGUUUCUCAAGCUGAUGUUAAGCUUUUCUUUGAAUCCAUUUGUGGAGAGGUUUAUCGCUUGAGGCUGCUUGGAGACUAUCACCAUUCCACCCGUAUUGCCUUUGUUGAAUUCACAAUGGCUGAAAGUGCGAUCGCUGCUCUCAACUGUAGCGGGGUCAUUCUGGGCUCACUGCCUAUCAGGGUAAGCCCAUCAAAGACACCUGUGCGCCCACGAGCUCCUCGCCUUCAAAUGACUUGAUCGAUUCAGCAUUUCCACCAUCACUACUGCCAUCUAUUUGGAAUACCAUCUUUCUGCAAUGUGUAAAGAAAUUGUCUUUUAUUUCAUAUACAUAUGCUUCCUUCUGUCUUUUGGGUUAAUUAUUGUGCAAGGAUAAGCUUUAUCCUUAAUUAGUAGUAGUUGCAUUGCAUUUCAUGUUUUGCUUAUUGUAACACGCUGUAGAGCUGGUUUGAACUUUGAGGCUAUGGAAGCAUGAUAUCAUGAUUUUGCCUUGCAUUA
Messenger RNA from Ipomoea triloba (trilobed morning glory), 1889 nucleotides. Its product is annotated as polyadenylate-binding protein-interacting protein 12-like. NCBI's taxonomy places the organism in Eukaryota, Viridiplantae, Streptophyta, Magnoliopsida, Solanales, Convolvulaceae. The transcript is spliced from 10 exons. The record is from RefSeq and is a predicted model, not a curated record. Gene Ontology annotation, molecular function: RNA binding. Bases 603 to 1631 code for a protein of 342 amino acids.